Messenger RNA from Antrostomus carolinensis (chuck-will's-widow), 984 nucleotides. RefSeq lists its product as uncharacterized. The record is from RefSeq and is a predicted model, not a curated record. The transcript has 3 exons. Lineage: Eukaryota; Metazoa; Chordata; Aves; Caprimulgiformes; Caprimulgidae. The coding region runs from base 7 to 984 and encodes 325 amino acids.
UUGAAAAUGGAAUGGGCAGGAGAGUGUUCUCUUGAUUCUUGCAAUUUAGACUGUUUGUUAAAUGUCCUUCCUGGAGAACUAGAGUUUCAACAAGUCCUUGGUGAUCUUGAUGAAAAAAUAAAGAAGAACUCUUCUAGCAUAGAACAAUGUCUUAAACACCUGCAAUCGGAAGUAAAUGAAAUAUGUGCUGAUGAGAUACUACAAAGCACAAAUGACUGCAUUCAGUGGCUAAACAAUUGCGAUUUUAGUUCUAUCAAACCUUUUUCUACACACCACGGAGAGCUGAUGGAGUUCCUUAAGACCCUGCAAAACUUGCUGAAGAAUGAACAAAAUCAAGAAGAAAUGAUACUUCACUUCCUUCUGGAUCUCUCUAGUCGGUGUGGUGUCUCAUUUCCCUGUACUCCAAGUGGGACGUCUUUUGAGUUAACAUCUUCCCUUCAUGCCAUUGAGGAUGAUUCAGCUAUGGAUGUGAAAUCUCUCUGGGAUGAUGUGAGAUUGCAUCUUCGACGAUUUUUAGUAAAUAGACUGCAAAGUAAGGAAGAAACAAAUACUAAUGCUUUACCACAACAAAUGGAGUUUAAAACUCAGUGCAUACAGCAACUUUUGUUUCUUUAUCCUGAAUCAGAAGUCUUAACGAAGUAUCAAAACAUGCAGAGUAAACUGGUUAGUGAUCUUCUACAGAGCUGUAUUUUGUCUAGUUGUGGUGAAACAAAUUUUGAUCAUGUAGUUCAUGGUUACCAAAGCUCCAUACCCACAUUGUGCACAAUGAUAAAAGAAGAUUUAUGUAUACUAAAUGGAACUAUUAUUGAUCCUUCUUCAUCAUUGAAGUUUAUUAAUGAAACUUAUCUGGAUACCAUCACUGAAGAAAUAACAGUUCUUCUUGAAAGACUUUGUGAGCUGCAGUUCAAAGAAAAUGCUCAACAUGUAGUUAAGGCAAACAAGAUUUCAAAGAAGCAUAGAGGAACAGUUCAUGCUGUGGGUUAG